AUCGCACGCACGCCGCAACCACGAACGUACAGGAUGCGUGCAUUACUUGCGUCGUUGGCCGUCCUAGCGGUCUUUUCUCCUGCUGAAUCGGACGGCAGAGCACGCGUAGUAUGCUACUUCAGCAACUGGGCGGUGUACCGGCCCGGCGUGGGACGGUACGGUAUCGAAGACAUCCCCGUGGACAUGUGCACACACAUCAUCUACUCGUUCAUCGGCGUCCAGGAGAAGACCCACGAGGUCCUUGUUAUUGAUCCCGAGUUGGACAUAAACAAGAGUGGGUUCCGUAACUUCACGUCUCUGAAGUCGAAACACCCUAACGUGAAGUUCACAGUAGCCGUAGGGGGCUGGGCAGAGGGAGGCUCCAAAUACUCACAUAUGGUGGCGCAGAAGUCUUCCAGGAUGGCCUUCGUUCACAGCGUUGUUGAUUUCUUGAAGAAAUACGACUUUGACGGGUUGGACCUUGACUGGGAGUAUCCCGGGGCGGCGGACCGAGGCGGGUCAUUCUCCGACAAGGAUCGGUUCCUGUACCUGGUGCAGGAGUUGCGACGGGCAUUCGUCCGCGCCGGCCGCGGCUGGGAACUCACUGCCGCGGUGCCGCUGGCGAACUUCAGACUCAUGGAGGGGUACCAUGUGCCUGAACUGUGCCAGGAAUUGGACGCUAUUCACGUGAUGUCAUACGAUUUGCGCGGCAACUGGGCAGGCUUCGCCGAUGUGCACUCUCCUUUAUACAAGCGCCCUCACGACCAGUGGGCUUACGAGAAACUUAACGUGAACGACGGUCUACAUCUUUGGGAAGAGAAGGGUUGCCCCAGCAACAAGCUGGUGGUGGGAAUCCCAUUCUACGGGCGCUCGUUCACACUAUCUGCUGGAAACAACAAUUACAACCUCGGCACUUACAUCAACAAGGAGGCAGGCGGCGGAGACCCCGCGCCCUACACCAACGCCACUGGGUUCUGGGCUUAUUACGAGAUCUGUACGGAAGUAGACAAGGAAGGUACCGGAUGGACCAAGAAGUGGGACGAGCAUGGCAAAUGUCCCUAUGCAUACAAGGGUACACAGUGGGUCGGCUACGAAGACACCAAGAGCGUGGAGAUUAAGAUGAACUGGAUCAAGCAGAAGGGCUACUUGGGAGCGAUGACCUGGGCCAUCGACAUGGAUGACUUCAAAGGCCUAUGUGGAGACGAGAAUCCUCUUAUAAAACUUCUUCAUAAACAUAUGAGCUCCUACACCGUACCGCCACCCCGCACUGAAAAUGCCACGCCCACGCCCGAGUGGGCGCGCCCACCGUCGACGCCUGCGGAUCCGUCGGAAGGAGACCCCAUCCCGACUACGACUACAACUGCUAAACCGACUACAACUGCCAAACCGACUACAACCACCACUACAACUACAGCUAAACCAGAGGAACCUGCUCCUUCGGAACCGACUUCGGAGACUGCGUCGGUGUCGACCACAGCCGCGCCACAGGAGGGAUCGUCGCAGCCUGAACCCGAGGAACCUCCCGCUGAGAAUGAAAUUGAUAACCCUGAUGUGUGCCAGUCGGACGAUGAUUACGUACCUGAUAAGAAGAAGUGUGAUAUGUACUGGAGGUGCGUUAACGGCGAAGGCGUACAGUUCACCUGCCAACCCGGCACAGUGUUUAACGUGAAACUGAACGUCUGUGAUUGGCCAGACAAUGCGCACCGCGACGAUUGCGAAAUGUAGUAUGAACGACAACCUAUUGCGCGUCAACAAAGACAACCCUUACUCAGCAAACAGGACCAGUCAAGCAAGUUAUCAAACACCGAGACAGAAUUUACAAAUAGCAACUGCACAAUGGUUUGUUGCUACAUGACAUGUCCCCGACACAUCAUAAUUUAUAAACCUAAAAACUCGACCCAGCAUGUGAUCUAAAUUAAGUAAAUUAUUUGCUAAGUAAAUACAUAUAAAGAAAACGGUUCGUUUUACGUCAGUUUUUAGUAGAAAACCUAUAGUGUGAUGAACCGUUUUCAAAAAAUAUAUUGAGCAACAAAUAUAUUAACCCGUAAGGUAAGGUAUACCCGCCUGAAAUAUUAAAACGAAUAAUGUUUUUGUUAUUUAAUAAGACUGCAUCGUUUCGGGCUCUGACACCGAAUGCGAGUAUCCACUAGUGUUGCGAAACUAUCGAUAGUUUCAUCUCGAAAAGAUAGGCCUAUUGAGCCAAAUAAAGUUCUAAACUAUCGAUAAUAACUCGAUACCUUACAAUAGCAUAUAUGCAGUGCAAUACUAUAGAUAAUAUCUUAGCUCACGGAAAUAAAACUCUCGAUAGUUUUGUUUCUGUAGUCUGUAGUAGUAGUGUAGUGUAGUUUUGUAUGGAUAGUGUUGUUUUGGUCUAAGUAUCGAUUAAACUUACAAUUAACUUUCGACAGUCGACUAGCGAUCGGCAACACUAGUAUCACGCGAGACGUAAAUUAUAUCAAGAAGAUUAUUUUAAGAGAAUUAAAAGUAAACAUUAUUAAAAUAUCUUCCAUGAAUAUAGCGAGAUGCUCGAACGUCGCUGGCAGAGCCUGCAACAUUAACAAUAUAAAUAUUAACCAUUAGUUAUUGGAUUUGCUCAUGUUUAGCCUUAACUUUAGAAUAAGUCGAGUUUGUCGAUACAAGAAUCGGUGAGGCAACCGAGUGGCGGGGGAGAGUUACCAAGUAACUAAAUUUUUCAAAUGGAAAUACCUUUAAAAAUAUUAAAUUAAGAGAACGUAACAUUUGUAAGUUCAUUUUAAGAUACAAACCUCUAUGAAAUGUCAAUGGUGCUAACUGAUAUUAGAGCGCCAUAUUGGUAUUAAAGACAAGUGUAAAAACAAAUUAUACUUUGGUAUAUUGUUUGAUAUCUCCCUCCUCGACAGUGGUGGCAGAGCAUUACUGCUCAUCCAUCAGGGAACUUAUGUAAAUGUCUCCGCUACACGUGCAACGCAGAUUUUCUCAUAGGCUAUUUAUUUAUUUCGAUUAAGGUAAAUAAAACCAUGAAAACUG
Molecule: messenger RNA, 2985 nt
Organism: Pectinophora gossypiella (pink bollworm)
Lineage: Eukaryota; Metazoa; Arthropoda; Insecta; Lepidoptera; Gelechiidae
Gene: Cht5
Product: endochitinase
Exons: 12
Coding region: 34-1704 (556 amino acids)
Biological process (GO): chitin catabolic process; carbohydrate metabolic process
Cellular component (GO): extracellular region
Molecular function (GO): chitinase activity; chitin binding
Source: RefSeq, a predicted model, not a curated record